Molecule: messenger RNA, 660 nt
Organism: Leptosia nina
Lineage: Eukaryota; Metazoa; Arthropoda; Insecta; Lepidoptera; Pieridae
Source: the annotation of a GenBank genome assembly
AUGCAAAAGAAAUUAUUGGUUGUGGCAUUGAUCUGCUAUUGGGUUGAAGCGACGCCCCUGAACGAUGCCUCGCUUGACUUUAACACAGACAUAUCCAAUUUAAAAUACGAUUCUAAUGAUUUAGAAGAUUACCUAAAAUAUAUCGAAGGGGAUAACGAGGAUAAAAAGAAAUCUAUGACAAAGAAAAAAAUUGCCAAUAAAGGAGCAAAAGUGAACUAUAACAUAAAGGAUUUGAAGAAUUUCUUCAAGAGUCUUGGAUUAAAAGACGACGGUUCGUUUGAUGACAGUGAAGUGUAUGGUCUCACUGAAGCCGAGGCAGCCAAAAAAGUGGGUAUCAAGGGCAAAGAAAACAGAACAUAUAAGAAGGGAACAAAAACAAGAGGAUUUCACAGAGUACAGCAUAAAGACGAAUACAAAAAGGACAAAGAAUUUUAUGAAGAUGAUGAAGUGAGUGGUUCAAUUAGCAAAGUUGGAGCAAAAGGUUUUGGUUACGAUAUCUCGGCGGGUUCCGGUUUCGACAAGGGGCAAUUUCAUCAUUUACGAAAUAAGAGUUUAAAAGGAAAGCAAGGAUUUUCGGACACAGGCAGUGCGGAGAAAAAUUUUAGUGGAUAUAGCAACGCAAAGGACUUUGAUGAGUACUUUGAUAGUGAAAACAAAUGA